This is a messenger RNA of Bathycoccus prasinos, 255 nucleotides long. RefSeq lists its product with no specific name. The record is from RefSeq and is a predicted model, not a curated record. Gene Ontology annotation, cellular component: mitochondrion. The transcript has a single exon. Bases 1 to 255 code for a protein of 84 amino acids. NCBI's taxonomy places the organism in Eukaryota, Viridiplantae, Chlorophyta, Mamiellophyceae, Mamiellales, Bathycoccaceae.
AUGGGCUCCUCUGACAACAACGAAUCCACCAUGAAAGCGACGAAAGAGGAGAUGAAAAAAGCCGGCAUCGACUUAGCCUACCGCGAUUUUUGCGCGCACCUUUUGAUUCCGUUGAACGAAUGCCGACGGAAAUCGUUUUUCCUCCCGUGGAAGUGCAAAGACGAACGACACGUGUACGAGAAGUGUCAGUACGAAGAGUGCGUUAUAGUAGAUGUUGUCAUCGCUGCUCUCUUUAUGAUCGAUCGAGUUUUGUGA